GGUUACCGAAACCAAUGCCAUCGUGUAAUCGACAUUGCUACCUCUUCACCGUGGAUCAAGGUGAGGUGGUUUUGUUACAUGCCCCAAACACUCCUUCGCAGCGACUGAUACCCAUAACGGCGGACGCGUAUAGUCGACUCGAUACAUUGGCCGGAGUCAGUAAUGCGCCCGACGCGCAGGGAAUUAUUUUGCCAAAUGGAAGAGUGCGGCAUGGAUCCCAGCUAAACGUUUCUUGCCACAGUGGGUUUGAGCUGGCCGGCUCACAACCUUCGACAACCACGUGUACUGACGGCGUAUGGAGCUUUCGAAUCAAAUGCAUUCCUGCAUCCUGCAGGACCCGGCCACCAGCAGCAAGAGGUGCUCGCGUUCGAUUUUACAGUCUCCAACACAAUAGUAGAGCCCGCUAUGAAUGUUUCGCUGGUCGACAGCUGCGAGUAGAAAAAGCUUUGAGAAUGUCUGCUUUAAUGACCCCACCUGAUACUGUCCGGGAUCCACUGGGAACGGUCCGAUGUUUGCACGGUCAUUGGAUGGGAACUCCAGUCUACUGCGAACCAAUUACGUGCCCGGAGUUAACCGUUGAAAAGGGGAUAAGAGUCGAGUUGAAGAGAAUCGGCGCAGAAGGCCACAACGACGUAGCUCGGCCCACCCAUGGAACUUUGGCCAUAUUCCGUUGUCCACCAGGAUUUCAUAUUACUGGAACACCGUAUUCCGUAUGUCAAGUCGGAAACUGGACCCCACCGGUUAACCCAAAAUGCACUGAAACCACACACUUAGUGAUACCAACUGAAUGGCUGUUUCGACGACCAUGA
Dicrocoelium dendriticum is the source of this 809-nucleotide messenger RNA. NCBI's taxonomy places the organism in Eukaryota, Metazoa, Platyhelminthes, Trematoda, Plagiorchiida, Dicrocoeliidae. The record is from the annotation of a GenBank genome assembly.